UGUGAGUCUGAAGUAAAGAUGGCAGCGAUGAAGUUGAUACUAGUUUUAUGCUUUCUCUUUGGCCUCUUCUCCGUUUCAUCAGCGAUACGUCAAUAUGAAGUGCGGUUUAAAGCUAUGACAUCGAGUCCCUAUCCACAUGACGGCCGUCCAGAAGUGUACAUCGAUGGCGCAUGGGGGACCAUUUGUGCUUCUGACUGGGAUAUGAACGAUGCUGAGGUGGUCUGCCGGGAGUUAAACAAAGGCUACGCCAACAGUAUCACGGUCAGCGGUACACUUCCUGCUGUAACCGGCGAUGUCGGUAACGAGUGCUUGCAUAGGGUAAAGUGUUACGGCCAUGAAAGUCUGCUCUCAGAAUGCGAAGUACUAGAUAAGACAACGCGAUCAGGUACAAAUGACAAGGGCAUAGUCUGCUAUCCUCCCUCAAGUGAUGCAGGUUUGCGACUCAAUUACGGACCUGAUAAGUAUUCAGGCUGGGUAGAGGUCAAGCUGUCAAGUGGCAGUUGGAGUAAAUUGUAUGGCAGUUUUUAGUAUGAUUGGUAUUGUUUUUGAAGCCGGAGAGCAUCUGUCGUCAGCUUGGAUUCGGGGAGCUCAACUGGUGGGAUGUAAAUACAUAUAGCAGAACGUACAGUAUGACUAGAGUAUCGAGUUGUGCUUACGGGAUUGCGGACCAAGGAAGCUAUACGUGAUUUUUAAAAAAAACAUUAUACAUUUGGUUAGGUUCUGUUUGGUUCAAUGAUUUGUGUUAUCUGAAUGCUUAAAAGCAUGUGUAUGCUUUUUAGUAAGAAACCAGGCUACCAACGGCUUUAAGUACUAUCCGAGGGACUUGGUAAUGAGGAUUAAUGCCUUACAAAAGGGCACUAGAGAAUCGUCUUG
Strongylocentrotus purpuratus (purple sea urchin) is the source of this 873-nucleotide messenger RNA. Its product is annotated as lysyl oxidase homolog 2. The coding region runs from base 19 to 528 and encodes 169 amino acids. Gene Ontology annotation, cellular component: membrane. The record is from RefSeq and is a predicted model, not a curated record. The transcript is spliced from 3 exons. Lineage: Eukaryota; Metazoa; Echinodermata; Echinoidea; Camarodonta; Strongylocentrotidae.